GUUUUGCAGCCCUCUUGCAUAAUGUCGCAGACGCUUCGAGUGGAUCUUCAGGCUGAUGAUCGUGGCCUUCAUUCUUGCUUUGCGGCGAGUGGGGUCAAACAGGACUGGAUCCAGGCGGUGGUGUCACAUCAUCGUCUUGAGACUUUGGAUGAUUUCGUCUACAUGAUCAAUAAGGGUGAAUGGGAGUCUUCAUUGGCUGCCUUCGUUCAGGAGGUCGGUGUCAUUCGUGAUAAUCGCUUAGCUCUUGCACGCUUCAAGGCGGCCUGGCAGGCGGGCUCUGCGGCAAUCGCUGCUAGUCAGCAGGCUGCAACACGUCACCAGCAGGAGACUGAUCUUGAGGAGCCGCUGCCGGAGGCUACCACCCAGCAGCUUCAGCAUGACUUCCAGAAGGCCUAUGGCUUCGUGGUGGAGACGCACCUGGAGCCUUCUGACGCCCUGCGCGGGCGUGUCUACCGCGAGUUCAGGCGACACACCAUGACGGUCAUUGAGGCUCGCAAGAUCAAGUCCGUGGUGGCUCAGGCCACCCCUCAACGGGAGGAGUCUGUGAGUCUUCAGGGGGGCCUCACAUUGAACUUCCAUAAGGACUCGGUGGUUACUUUGCGCAAUGCUGUUGAUUACUUUUGGAGCUUGCGCAUCUUGGCCUACGCUUGGGCGUGGGCGGGCAACUACAUCUCCAAGGACAUCGACGGCAAGGAUAAAAAGAUGAUUGACCUCACAUCGGCCCUGAACUACGCCGACCUGGCGCUCCGCUGGUGCAUGGAGUUCGGGAAUGGCCAGCUCUCGUGGAUCCAACGGAACGAUGUCUUGACCAGGGGUAAGCUUGCUAGUCGGGUUCGUCGGGGUCAGAAUGUUGGCUCUGCUUUGGAAGAAGUUCUUCUGGAGUGCAGGCUUGAAUGGAGGACACCGUCCUCAUCGGCCUUCGCAUCCCCGCCUCCUUCUUUGGAAUCCGGCAACCGCCGCAAGGUCAUCGAGGAAGCAUCUUCUCCGGACAAUAAGCAGCGCCGACUGAAUACCGUGAGCAUGGCAAAGGGCGGUCGCAAGUUCUGUAAGCCAUGGAACGACAGCAGCUCAGUUCCGGACUCCCUUGCGGGAGCACUUCGCACAAUCGACAGAAUCACCCCAGCCCAUGAAAUGGGGUUGGCCCCUCUGCGCCCCCAGAGGGGCUCCCUGCAACCUUUGCUGGGGCUGCUGAUCUUGAGUCAGAUCCUGUUCCGAUUGCAGACGCGAAUCCGUCAGGACUUUUCUGAGAACGCUGUGCUACAGGUGCUACAGGCUGCCUUUUGCGAGCCAGUGAGGAGCCCUGCUGCAGUUCAUUUCUUGAACCGGUGGCUGUCGUCCACACCGACUCGGGAAAUGAGCCCGGAUGGUUCGGGUAAGGUUGCCCAGACAACUGCAAGUGGCGAGAGGUUGUUAGGUGCAGCCCCCGAAGUCUCGCUCUUCUCGCUUGGUGUCUUUGGAUGUCCAGCCUCGAGUAGUGCAGGUGGAUUGGCCCAGGCAAACAGACCGUACGAGGCGCGAGCCGGGCCUCCAAUCUGCAACCAGCGCCCAUCCGAGGUCUCGACCGAGCUUGCAAGCCGCCUCAGAGCGGCGCGCCCUGUCACUUGGCGCGGGGGCGGCGAUCUUCCUCAGCUGCCCAACAUUUCAGCUCCUCGGGGCACGUGGCUCGUGCUCGACAUGUGGGCCGGGAUAAGUGGUCUGUGCGUUGCCUUGCUAGCGCUUGGCCUUCACUUCUACGGUCUUGCUGCUGAGGUAGAUUCUACAGCCGUUGAGUGUGCAAAACAGGUGAUGCCCAGCUUGGUCCACACCGCCAGGGCCGAGGACAUCCAGGUAGAGACUCUCUUGCCCUUUGUUCAUAGAAGGCAACUGCGAGGCAUCAUCCUUGGUGGCGGCGCCCCAGGCCUUACGGAAACUUCUUCACAUGCUCUGCAUUGCGGUGAGUCCGGCUCCACUGACAAACACCCAGCAUUGUUAGCACGUCUGGCAGAUGAGCUGAGACAUCAUCCCGACUUGGUGGGUGUUGAAGUGUUUGUGUUUUUGGAGGGCGCGGCAGACUUACAGCCGCCUGUCCGUGACAGGUUCUCGACUUUGCUGCAAGCCAGUCCUGUGUUUUCGGAUGCACGCUUUUGCGGCUGGUCUUCUCGUAGACGUCUUUACUGGCUGUCGUCUGCUACCCGCAGCUUAGGCCCGGAUCAUGGCAAACCUCCGUUUGACUGGUCUUGGCAGUCCGUUGAUGAGUCGGCCCGGCAUGAACUCAGGUAUGUGGGCAAGAAGCCUUUGCCUAGGUCGGUUGGUUGGGAAGGCGGCUUUUGUCCCAUCUUUGAGCCUUCCCUCGUGAUGCAAGCCCAGGUCUCGCCCUUCUCCGAGUUCACAGUGGAGUGUAGGCAACCCUUUGCCAAAGACGCAGCUGUGCCACCUGCAGUUUUGGACAGGUUCUUUCAGGAUUCCCGGCGCUUUCCGGUUCAGUCUUACAGCGAGGGAAGCUUGUUGUGGAAUGAAACGCAAUGGCGCCAGCCCUCGCCAUCAGAGAGGGCCCAAAUCCUUGGGGUCCCAGAAUCGCUCAUGCACCCACGCGGCCCAGAUGCUCCCACACGUCAUCAGCGGGCCAACAGUCUGUUGGGACAGGGUUUUCAUGUCUUUACAGUGAUGGCGAUCUUCGCUAUGCUGCCAGGCCUUUGCGAAUCUAAGAUGCCACUACCAUUGAGCCUACAGGAUCCGCUGCAGGAGCGCAUUGCGGGCACAUUGUGGGAGCCCAACCGCCUUAGGGCUUUCCCGGGUUUGCUUGAUCCCGAGGCUCUUGUCCUUGACAUGCAAUCGCAGUUUCGGGAUUUCUCCUUGUCAAACGCUGUAUGGCAUGAUGUCUUGCAUCGUCUUACUUCAUGUGAUCUGCUGCUGCCUCAGGCAUCCGUGGCUUAUGCGCGAGGCACAGGCGCAGACUGGCAAUUGCUGGGCCCCACGGUCAUCAACCGUCGUUUGCGCGCCGCUGCAUAUACUAGCAAUUCGGGGCAACGUUAUAGUUCUGAGAGUGCUAAGGGCCUUGAUUUUCUAUUGCAGCCAGGGUUGGGCAAAGAGCGCCACAUUUUGGCUGCCAAAGCCCUUCCCUCACCCUUCCAGCCGAAACCGUGGCCAGAGCUUGACAUCCAUUUUGUGUUACACACUUUGGCUGUUUGGCGCGAGAACCUGCCGCUCCUGGCACAGCGGCAGCGUGAUGCUCUUCGCGCCAUCCAUCGGGCUUUACGUCCCCUGGAUGCGGCGCUCUGGCCUUUCAGGUGCUCCAGCUCGCAGCGCGUUGCCCACCAGAAGAGCCCCGCCUUUGCAGCUUGCAUGGUGUCCUUGCUUCGUUGGCCGGAUCGCACCAUCGCAGCCGAUUUAGUUCGGGGUUUUAGCAUCGUGGGCGAGAUUCCGCCGUCGGGGGUCUUCAGAAAGGUUCCUUUGUCUCAAGCUUCUGUUGACACAGCCUCCUGGCUUGCAGAAGAGGGCGCAGCGUCGGUUGAUGCUAUCUUGCAGUCAGGCCCGCCUCGCAUGCACAAAGAGAUCUUUGAAGUCACGUCUUCUGAAAUUGAGAAGGGUUUCUGCUCUCCGCUGAUGACAAGGGCUCAGGUCGAUGCACGCUUCGGCUAUGGCCAGUGGCGGCCUUUGGAGCGCUUUGUGCUUCAACAGCAGGAGAAGUCCAGGGUGAUCGACAAUGCCCGUUCUACACAUCAUAAUGAGAACACAGUGCUUUCUGAGACAAUUUUCACAACUAGUGUGGACUUUGUGGCUUGUGUUGCUCGUGAUGCUGUGCGCGCUCUUGCACGGGGCGAAUGCCCCGAAUGGUUGCACUUCAGGGUCGGCACGGAGGACCUCCCAGAAGCCUAUCGGGGCUUGCCCGUGCGUGAGGAUCACCUGAGGUUCUCAGUCGUGGCCAUAUAUGUGCCUGACUUGGGCUGGCGCUUCUCUAUCAUGUGGGGUCUCGCCUACGGCUUAGAGUCUGCCGUCGUUUCCUUUAACAGAUUCCCGGCCCUAGGCACAGCAAUUGCGCGCAGGUGCUGCUCAUCCUUGUGUUCUUUCUACUUCGACGAUGAACUCGCACUGGAGUGCAUGCGUGAGGCGGAUGUAUCCCGCCAAGGUGUGCUGUCAGCGUUUUCUUGCCUAGGCGCCCCGCCGCAGCCCCCUAAGAGCUUCCACCCCACACCGGACCGACACUACCUUGGAGUGUCCGUCCAUUUGGGUUUAGUCUCCUCGGCGGGGGUCUUCAGGGUUCAGCCUAAGUUUUCUACGCUUUGCAAAGUAUUGCGUACACUUCACCAUGUUUUGCAUACAGGCACGCUCCUGAGAGACACAGCCGGUAAGCUUCGGGGUGACCUUCAAUGGUUCUUCUCCGCGUGCAGUGGUUUUUCGGGCCGCUACGCCGGCCCUGUGCUUCGCAAGUUCCAACAUGGUGAGACCAGCAAGCUAUCAGAGGCUGAUGUGCUUGUGUUGCAGUGCCUCCUGCGUCUUGUGCGUUACGCAAGGCCCCGUGAAAUCUCCAUGACUUGGGAGGCGCCUCCCUUCAUGCUGAUUUACACUGAUGCUUCUUUUGAGGCGGGUGAGCUUCGCUUAGGCUGGGUCAUUUUUGACGCGGCUGCUACGCCCCUGGGCGGCACAUGCUUGGUCCCGCAGCAUGUCGUUGACUCGUGGAAGCCGCGUAAACAGCAGAUCUUCGUGGGUGAAACACUUGCAGUCUUGCUUUUGCCGCUGUUGUACGGGGAUCUUUUUCGGGGUCGUGACGCUUUGUGGUUUGUUGACAACCAGGGUGCUGUCACUGCCGCCGUGAGCGGCGCGAGCCCGGAAGGCGAUGUUCACGAAAUCGCCCACAUUGCAGCAUACUUGAGGUCUCAGUGCUCUUUUCAGGCCUACUUCGAGUGGAUUGAUUCCGAAUCGAACCCGUCCGACGGUCUUAGCCGUUUGGGCUUGGGCUGUACCUGGUCCCAGAACCAGGGUUGGCAGCUUGCCGAGCAUGCCUUUCCUGAAGCUGCUUUACGCACUAACUUGCAGAAACAGCUCGAGAGUUUGUGA
This is a messenger RNA of Symbiodinium sp. CCMP2456, 5034 nucleotides long. NCBI's taxonomy places the organism in Eukaryota, Dinophyceae, Suessiales, Symbiodiniaceae. The record is from the annotation of a GenBank genome assembly.